CAUGUAGCAAUGCAAUCGCGGGCGCACAACACGUUCACGUGAUCAAAGGUUAUGGCCCCCAAGGAAAGGCCACGCAUUCCGCUACCUCGUCGCGGCGUGGCCUCACCCCUCUCCCUACAUCUGGUCACUCUCUCCCCCUAACAACUCACCUGCUGCUACUCCACUCCCUCUCUCUCUCCAUUAAUAUCCUAUAUAUAUAUAUACAUGUAGAGAGAAACAGAUUGUGUGCGUCUUAAUUACUACACGAUAUGGAUACAUCGCAACUGGAAUCGGAAAUGAAGUUCUCGGAAUUCUACGAGCGGUGGAUAAGGCAGCUGGAGGGGCAUCUCCGGCUGCUGCUGGUGGCGCCGCCGCAGCAUUCGAGCGAGGCGGAAUUCGAGCCCAUUGUGAGGAAGCUGACGGCCCACCACAAGGAGUACUACAAAGUGAAAUGGGCCUGGGCCCAGCAAGACGCGCUGGCCUUUUUCGUGCCGGAGUGGCUGAGCCCGCUGGAGAACGCGUAUCUGUGGGUGACCGGGUGGAAGCCGUCGAUGGCGUUCCGGCUGGUGGAGUCGCUGAAGGAGGCGCGGUCCGAGAGCGGGGCGAGCCUGGCCGGGCUGAGCGAGGAGCAGGUGAGGGGGAUCGAGGCGCUGCGGCUGCGGAUCAAGGCCGAGGAGGAGAGGGUGGAGAUGGAGAUGGAGCGCCAGCAGGUGGCCGUGGCGGACCGCAAGAUGGUGGAGCUGGCGCGCCUCCACGGCCUGGCCAGGAGGAGCGGCGACGCGGGGGCGGCGGCGCAGGUGGAUGGGCUGGCGGAGGUGGCGCUCAAGGGGCUGGCGGCGGGGCUGGAGAAGGUGAUGAAGAUGGCGGACUGCGUGAGGCUCAAGACCAUGAAGGGGGUGCUGGAUGUGCUGACGCCCAUGCAGUGCGUGCAGUUCCUCGCCGCCACAUCCAUGCUGCAGAUUCACAUGAGAAAAUGGGGCAAAAUUAGAAACAAGUCUUCCAAGUAAUAUAUUGCUAUCUUUCUACUACACAUUAUGCAUAUAUUCAUCAUAAGAAUAUAUAUGCAAACAUCCAACAGAUGAAAUAACUCUUUCGGUUAGCUAGGGGUACUAGGAGGAGAUUAAUUUCUUAUGUAAUCGGUGUGUGUGUGUGUGUGAGCUUGUAGUAUUACUUAAUCUUGGUUUCGAUAAUGCAUGGGAUUCCAAUUUCGUAUA
Messenger RNA from Salvia miltiorrhiza (redroot sage), 1193 nucleotides. RefSeq names its product protein DOG1-like 4. The transcript has a single exon. Lineage: Eukaryota; Viridiplantae; Streptophyta; Magnoliopsida; Lamiales; Lamiaceae. Gene Ontology annotation, molecular function: sequence-specific DNA binding. Bases 249 to 986 code for a protein of 245 amino acids. Gene Ontology annotation, biological process: DNA-templated transcription. The record is from RefSeq and is a predicted model, not a curated record.